AGUAUGAUGUGAAUCCUGAAACCUAUAGACAAAGGUUUCGUUCCCUGUAUGUUCAUCCUGAUGAGAGCCCUAAAGAACUUUAUGUGAGGCUGAAAGAACUGUAUGGAAAAUGGAUUCUACCCAGAGGUGUGGAUAAAAGAGCAUGAUCCAAAAUCAGCUGCAGAAGCCUCCAGCCUUGCAGAUGUGUUUGUGGCUGCUCGUGGGAAGGGCCAGCCAUGGAGUAUUGCCUCAUUUAAAGAGAAGAACACCGGCAAGCCAGCACCAUCUCGGCACCACCAGGGUUCAGCAACAGGUGUGAGUAAAAUCUCAAGAACUGAGCAGCCUGCCAAUGCUCCUAAUAAACUUGUUAGAAAAAUCCCUGUUUGUUAUCUUUGUGGGAUGGAAGGACACAUUAAACCCAUGUGCCCACAAAAUCCUUUAAAACUGACCCAGAUGUGCUUUGUGCCAUGCAAAAGCCCAGAUAUAAAACAAGAGAGGCAAUCUUUAAUGAAAACUACCACAGUAAUAAUCAAUGGAAGAAGACUUAAAGCAUUGAUAGAUACUGGCAGUAAUCAGACUUUGGUUCACAGACAGUUUGUACCAAGUGGUAUAUGUCCUUAUGGGACCAUCUCAAUCUGUUGUGUGCAUGGUGAAGAGAGGUCUUACCCUACUGCUGACAUUUUUAUUGAAGUAGAAGGACAAGCAUAUCUACUGAAUGUAGGUGUGGCUGAUAACUUGCCAUUCCCUGUAGUUUUGGGAGAAGACCUGCCAGUGCUCUAUGAUCUGUUAAAACAAUCAAAGGACUGUAAUUUGGCUAUUACAAGGGCUAAAGCUAAAGAAAUUAAUGAGCACCUUCCAAGUUUGAGUACCUUACCUUUCUUUGAUGCUGACUUAGAAUCUGAACCCGGGAGAUCUAAGAAAUCAAGGAGUCAAAGAAAGCAGGAGAAGUUCAGAGGUACUGUUAUAAAGGUGCCUGCAGAUGCUACCCCUGAUGUACCAUUGGGAUUUCAGAUGCCCACAAACAUCAUUCAAAUGCAGCAGAAUGACCCAACAUUGUCAAUCACUUUGUUACAAGCUAAGCAGAGGAAUCCUGAGGGUGAGCUUUGCAACAGCAAAGAGGGGUAUUUUUUACAGAACGGCAUACUUUACCAUCAGUGCGGUCAGGCUAAACGCCUAGUGGUCCCUCAAGAGGCCCGAGAGGUUGUACUAAAUCUGGGCCAUUCAAUUCCCUGGGCUGGCCACCUAGGGAAAUGCAAGACCACUAGUCGUAUUAAACGUCACUUUCACUGGCCUGGCCUGCAUUCAGAUGUUGCAAAAUUCUGUAAGAGCUGCCCCCAGUGUCAAAAAACUUCAAUUAAAGGCCCCUCUAAAGUUCCACUUCAGCCCCUGCCUGUGAUAGGCACGCCAUUUGAACGUCUCGGAAUGGACAUUGUCGGCCCCCUGGAAAAGAGCCGUUCAGGCUAUCGGUAUAUGUUGGUGAUCACAGAUUACGCAACCAGAUACCCUGAAGUCUUUCCACUGAAGACAAUGAAGAGGACAUCAGGGAAAGGCUCUGAAGAGGACAGCAAUCUUGGAUCUUCUUGCGGGUAUGCACAGCUUAACAUGGCCAAGAGCAAAAAGCUGUCCAAAGACACUCAAGACAAAACUGUUGACUUCCACAAGGGUGGAAAGGGCUACUGGGAUUUUGCCAAGCAGCUUGACUGGGGCUUUGUGCCAGAUGUCACCUCGUGGGGUCUCUAUGAUCCUAAGAAAGAUGCGGCAGCGGCCGCUCCUAGAGUCCCUGUAGUCCCAGAGGACUUAGAACAAGCAGGAGUUCAGAUCCAAGCAGUUGAAGGAAGGCAGGAUAAUCCAGAGGGUGAAGCCAAAGCCGGUGCUGAGGAUGUGCUCAGGGUUCAGAACCAGGAGAUCAGAAGGAAAGAUGUCGAAGAAAAAGAUAGGUUGGUGACAGGAAGCAGCUCUAAGUUCAGUAAACAGAAUAAUCUGGCUCUUACUGGUAGCAGGCAGGUUAAAUCAAGGCAGGAGCAGGUGGAGCAGAUGAGCAGUAAUAAGAAACUGGGCAGGGUUAGACAGGUGGAUGAAAUGAGUGAUAAAGCCAGUCAUCAGCGCCAAGAUCAUGACACAUCCAGAGAGGACAAUGCUGAGGUGCUUCAGAAUGAUGAGGGUCCCUUAGGAGUGCUUCAGGUCCUAUCCUCUGACACACCUGUUGAUCCAUGUAAUGCUGUAGAGAUUGGCGGCUCCACCACACCCUGUUCCCCAGCCUCCAAACAUUUCUGUGUUUCAGCCAUCCACAGUCAGCUGGAUCGUUCUGCGUUCAGCUCACUCACACUGAUUCUCUUCAGGGAUGAAACAAUCUUCAAAAAGUACGCAGUCAGAGUAACUUCAGACCACUCUCUAAAUGAUGCAAAGAUUUCACUCACAGUGGCUGAAAAGGAGAGCUCUGUGCUGUUAAGCGUGGAAAACUCUGGUCUCCAACGAGUUUAUUUCACCCUUCAGAACUUUGAUUUUGUGGAAAACAUUUUCACCAUCAGAGACUGCGAUGGAAACCUUAUCAGAACAAUCACAGACCACCUUCUCUUGCCUGGUGACUCAUACGAGAUCAAAAUCAAUUUCACCUCUGACCACCCUGGCUUCUAUGAGCAAAUCCUGGUUUUUAAAUUUAAGAGAGGCUAUGACCAUCCAGAAUUUUUCGAGAUUAUGCGCCUCUUGGAGGUUGAAUUUCAAAUAGCUCAGAGUGAGAAGGACUGUCUUCAUGGCUCAGAGGUUAUGAAGAGGUUUCAGACUGCAAACAGGAGACCUUUUACUCGCGGUGAGAACUUUGCUACACCGGUGGUGCAUCUCAAGAAAUACCCCAUGACCAAGAACUUUCGAGAAAAUAAAGAAAUACAAGAGAUUUUGAGGUCAAAUCCCCUCAACUGGGGGAACUACAGCAGGAGAUUUCAUCUACUGCUUCAUCUCGAGGAGUACAAGAUCAGGAAAGACAUUCACCAAUGCAGCCUGAAUAAAGUGCCUCUCACCUUUUACGAAAUGGACAAGAACGUGUUGGUUGUAAAGGCAGAACAUUUCUUGAACAAGUCUCUGACAGUGCUGACUGGAUGUAUAGUUGAGGUGACUCCUUUGAAGCAGAAGAUGGACAAGGUUUUCUACAAAGGAUGGGUCGAUGAUGUGGAUGAGGAACAAAUCUACUUAAGAAUUUAUGAAGACCUCCCAGAAGAUUUUCAAAAUGAAGUGGCCUGCAGCCUUGUGUUUUUACUCCAUCGAAUGCCACUGCGGAUUCAGCACAGAGCAGCAGAUUUAGUACGCAAACAUCAGCUGAGGGAUCUAGUCUUCCCUACACAACAUUCAUGUCUCGCACCUCCAAUCCCCAAAUUAAUAAGGUGGGCAUGCAUGCUUGAAAGCAACCCAGAGCAGUGCAGAGCUGUUGAACACAUACUGGCCCGUUCUGCAAAACCUGCUCCUUACCUGAUAUUUGGUCCACCAGGCACAGGCAAAUCAGUAACCUUGGUUGAAGUCAUCAAGCAGAUAGUGAAAACACAAGACUGCAACAUCCUAGUUUGUGCACCAUCCAACAGCGUAACGGACCACCUCUGUAAGAAGAUCCUAGAAGAAAACAUUGUCCCCCGCCAAGUGUUUCGCCUGUACUCCUUAAGCUACAACGCAAAUAAGAUCCCGGAAAGCGUGAAGGAACACUGCAGCUUUGAUGGUACAGAAAACUAUUUUGAAAUACCGACCAAAGAGGAGCUGAUGAGUUACAAGAUCAUGGUGACCACCCUUCAAUCUGCUGGAAGGCUAGUGACAGCUGGGGUUCCUCCAGGCUAUUACAGUUACAUCAUUGUGGAUGAGGCGGGCCAGGCUAAAGAACUAGAAUGUUUGAUUCCAAUAGCUGGAUUGCUGAAACCAAAAACAGGCCAAGUAGUUCUGGCUGGAGACCCGAAACAGUUAGGCCCCGUCAUCAUCUCAACUAUCGCAGAAAGAUUUGGCCUGGGGGUCUCCUUCCUGACGAGGCUGAUGACAGAAGUAGAACUGUACAGACCGGACAAGACAAACGGCUACAACAGCUGCUUUGUUACUAAACUGCUGAAGAACUACAGAUCUCAUCCUGCCAUUCUGAAAAUUCCCAAUGAGUUAUUCUAUGAUGCCGAACUCCAACCCUGUGGUCACCUUGAGAAAUCCUUGUACAAUGACUGGGAACUGCUGCCUAGGAAGAAUUUUCCUGUGAUCUUCCAUGGGGUGGCAGGCAGGAAAAAACACGAUUUCCCCAGCCCAUCUUCUUACAAUAUGUUUGAGGUGGAUAUUUUGAAGGAAUACUUGAAAUCUCUGAUCAGCUUUCGCCACAAAAAGGGCCUGAAGACGAUUGAACCGAAAGAAAUUGGCAUUAUUUCUCCAUACAAAAAACAAGAACAGAAAAUCAAAGCAGCCCUUCGCACAGACAAGGACCUAGUCCAAACUGACGUGGAAAACAUCCUAGUUGGCACAGUCGAGAUGUUUCAGGGCCAAGAGCGUGAUGUUAUCUUGGUGUCAACAGUGCACAGCACUCCCAGACUGGAUGCAGCUGAGCAAAACUUUAGCUUGGGCUUCGUGAAAGAUGAGAAGAGGUUCAACGUGGCAAUGACUAGAGCCAGAAACCUACUGAUUGUGUUGGGAGACCCCAGAGCCCUGGAAACGGAUCCAGUGUGGAAAAAGUUUAUCCAUUACUGCUUGAAAGAAAGAGCAUAUCGUGGCAUCCUAAUUUCAAGCAUUGACGGAGACGCGGAGGCCCCUUCCCAUGCGCCGACCCCAGGUGAGUAGUGGGGUCACUGAAUCAGACAGUAUAUUGUAUUUUGUUUUCCAGUGUCUCAUUAAAUAAGCAAUGUUUGUGUCA
Molecule: messenger RNA, 4837 nt
Organism: Cyprinodon tularosa
Lineage: Eukaryota; Metazoa; Chordata; Actinopteri; Cyprinodontiformes; Cyprinodontidae
Product: putative helicase mov-10-B.1
Exons: 28
Coding region: 103-4764 (1553 amino acids)
Molecular function (GO): 5'-3' RNA helicase activity; zinc ion binding; ATP hydrolysis activity
Source: RefSeq, a predicted model, not a curated record